Messenger RNA from Prinia subflava (tawny-flanked prinia), 2476 nucleotides. It is a transcript of the gene TRAF3IP3, whose product is annotated as TRAF3 interacting protein 3. NCBI's taxonomy places the organism in Eukaryota, Metazoa, Chordata, Aves, Passeriformes, Cisticolidae. The record is from RefSeq and is a predicted model, not a curated record. The transcript has 16 exons. The coding region runs from base 110 to 1846 and encodes 578 amino acids.
GGGAAAAGGAGAGCAGCAGAUGAGGUGGGUGGCACGGAGAGGGCAGCCGGGGCGUGUUCCUGCCUGACAGCACCGGCUCGGCACGGCACUGCAGGGGCAGGACAGGACCAUGGCACCAGGGCACAGCCCCCGGAGGGACAAGGCCAGCACGCCCAGGAGGGCUCUGCCGGGCGAGAGCUACGAGGAGAGGAGCGAGCGGCGACAGGAGGCGCGGGAGAGGCUGCGCUGCAGGGACAGGGACAGGGACAGUGGCAGCUCCCGCCGCCGCCCGGCGCGGCCCGGCAGGAGCCCAGCGCACAGCCCCCGCCUCAGGGAGUUCCUCCGGAGGAGAAACCUGGGGGGCGAGGCCGCGGAGACCCCGCCGGGACAGCAGCCCGAGGCACGAAGCCCUGCGGACCCCUCCCCUCGGGUGGAGCGCAGGGCGAGCAGCCCGCUGCAGCACCCGAGGAGCUGCCCCACGUUUCCCCCUGCUCAGUCCCUGCUGAGCCCCAGCACCCCCCAGGGACGAGGGGACUCUCUCAACACCCAAGGAACCCAGACCCUCCCGAAGCCAAGCUCAGCAGUGAGAGACUCGGGCCAGCAGACAGACUGGGGAAUAGCAGUUUUAAAUAAGGAAAUGGUACAGCUCUCCAACUACCUGAAGGAGGCCCUGCACCGCGAGCUGCUGCUCAAGCAGAAGAUGGUGAUUCUACAGGAGCUUUUGUCCACUCUGCUCCAGGCAUCAGAGAAAUCCUGGCAGGGUCAGCUAAACGAAGACAAACUGAGGUGUAAACUGCGGGUGCUGGAAAAUCAGCUGCAGGCCUGCACCCAGAGUUACUCGAAGGAGUGUGUGAAGAAGAUCCUGAUAGAGAUGGAGGACCAGAAGCAGACCUAUGAGCAGAAGGCAAAAGAGGCUCUUCAGAAGAUGCUGGAGGACAAACUCCAAACAGAGCAGCAGCUGCAAAACUCUCAGAGAAGCCUGGCAGAGACCCGAGAGGACCUUGCCUUCUGGAAAGAGCACGACGCCACAGUCAAAGCCGAGCUGACCAGGGUGACCACAGCACACAGCGAGCUCAGAAACAGCUUCCAGGCUCUACAGAGCGAGCUCCAGCGAGCGGAGGCGCAGAGCGAGCGGCUGAGCCGGGAGGUGCGGGCGCUGCGGGAGGAGCGCGCGGAGCUGCUGCGCACGGCCAGCGCCCUGCGCAGCGACAACGACCGCCACGCCGGCACCAUCCAGCACAUCCAAGAUAAAUUGCAAAAAGAACAAGAGCAGAAGGUAACACUGGAGGCAACAAUCAGCCAUUUGCAGAACUUGAUCCACAACCAGAACAACCUGGGGAAGAGCCAGGAGGUGACGGUGCAAAGGAAAGACCAGGUUUCCACCACACAGAGCCCACCUCUCUCUCCUGCCAAGGAAAACCAAAACGCUCUGUUAGAGCAGCCCGAGGAGGAGCAGGAGGGAGCAGAAAGCCUGAAGGAUGAGGUGCAGGAAAGGACAUCGCAGCUCACAGCAGAGGACAGCGAGGUACACGAGGACACCCCGGCAGCAGAGCUGGGCCGUGCCCCGCUGCAGGCGCAGCGCUGCAGCCGCUGCAGCAGCCCGGCCCCGAGGGGCGCGCCCGGGGCCGAGGGGACCCCUCCAGCCGGGAGCCCCGCGCUGUGCCCGCAGUGCCGGGAGCUGCGCGGGGAGCUGGAGGCGCUCAGCGAGGAGUACCGGGGCUGCCUGCGCCGCCUGCGCCAGUGCCGGGACGAGCUCCGCCGCGCCCAGGGCAGCCCGGCACAGAGACAGCGCGGCCCCUGGAUCCCUCUCCUGGUGGCAGUGGCAGCAGUGGCCAUGGCCAUCCUCCUGGCCAGUUCCAGGCUGUGAAGGAGCUCCCCGAAGAGUGACCUCACUGCGGGGACUGAGCUCUGCUUCACCGAGAGCAGCCUGGCCUCACCCACCUCCUGCUGCUGUGUGCACCUUGGGUUUGUACCCCAGCUGGUGUCACUGCAGACACCCGCAGUGACACGGGGACACCAGCCCAGCCCUGGGCUACUCUCACUGCCGGGUCCUGCCCAGGGCUGCACUGCCCAGUGCCCGAGGCGCUCAGGGACAAAGCCCCUCUGGCCACACAGGGCAUCCCGUGCCCCUGGCAUCCAGCCUGCCUGGCCUUUGUGCCCCCCAAGUUCUCCUCCUGUGUUCACUGCCUCCCUAAAUGGGAGGUGCUCAUCCUGCCCACCUCUACUCUCACCUGACAAAGAAACCCAGCUCAGGGGGGCUCUAUCACAGCCCCCUCCUGUGCCCUGAGCAAUUCUCCCACCUCACACCCACCAGAUCCUGUUCCAUCCCACUCCUCAGCCUCUCCUGUGGCUGAGCAUCCCCAGAGCUCACCUGCUCCCCUGUCACUGCCAGCACCACAUGAAUUCAUCUGACACACGGGGUUAAAGUCCCUUUUGCAGCUGCACCGUGCAGGUUUUACAGCAGCACUUGCCCCUCAUUCAUGUGAGGCUCAGACAC